This is a messenger RNA of Plasmodium falciparum 3D7, 1977 nucleotides long. RefSeq names its product GTP-binding protein Obg1 (gene Obg1). Gene Ontology annotation, biological process: ribosome biogenesis. The record is from RefSeq and is a predicted model, not a curated record. NCBI's taxonomy places the organism in Eukaryota, Apicomplexa, Aconoidasida, Haemosporida, Plasmodiidae. Gene Ontology annotation, molecular function: nucleotide binding; GTP binding; GTPase activity.
AUGAUAUCAUUCAUCUUUUUUAUUUUUACCAUAUAUUAUGAAUCCAUUGUAGGAAGCGUUUUGUUUUCGCGAUGGCGUGUUGGGAAAAGAAUAAUGUUUUUAAAUAACAUGAAGGGUACCAAAUUCAAAAGAAGGAAAAGAGAAAAUAGCAGGAGCACUUUAUAUAGUAUGCAAAAGAUGAUAAAGAAAAAUGAAUUUCAUGAUAGGUGUGUAAUUAAAGUAAAGGCUGGGAAUGGGGGUGAUGGUAUUUGCUGUUUUACUGUAUUUUCACAAAAAAAAAAUAAAAAAUAUGCUUCGGGUGGAAGAGGAGGAAACGGUGGUGAUAUAUAUGUAAUAGGUAAUAAGAAAAUUGAUAAUUUUUUAAAUGUGAAAUUAAAAUCAUUUUAUAAUGCGGAAAAUGGAGGAAAAGGUUUAAAUAAUAAUCAAGUUGGAUAUAAUGGAAAAGAUGAAUAUAUAUAUGUCCCAAUAAAUACAAUUAUAUAUAAUGAGCAAAAAGAAUUUAUUAAUUUUAUUUAUAUGAAUAACCAAAAGGUUUUAAUUGCUAAAGGGGGGAAAGGUGGAAAGGGUAAUUAUUCUUAUCGAACCAAAAGUUUAAAAAUACCUUUUGUAUGUCAAUAUGGAGAAAAAACAAAAGAAAAAAAAAUUUAUCUGAAAAAAAUUUUAUUUACAGAUUUGGGUAUUAUUGGUUAUCCAAAUGUUGGAAAAAGUACAUUGUUAAAUAAAAUUACUAAAGCCAAUGUAAAAAUAGCUAAUUAUAGUUAUACAUCGAAAUUUCCAAAUGUUGGAAUGUUUAAAAGGGUUGAGGAUGAUUCUGAUAUAAGAAAGGACAAUGAAUUUAUAUCCUUUGAUGGGACACCAAGUGAAGAAACAAUUCCUGAAAUAGGUUACAGUGAAGAGGAUACAAUGGUUGAAAAAUAUAAUAAAGAUGACAAGUUGGAAAAUAUGAAUAAUGAAAAUGAUUCUUUGUUAAAUAAUAAUAAUGAUAAUAAUAAUGAUAAUAAUAAUGACAAUUAUGAUAAUAAUAAUGAUAAUAAUAAUGACAAUUAUGAUAAUAAUAAUAAUAAUAAUAAUAAUAAUAAUAAUAAUAAUAAUUGUUCUGAUAUUAUGUAUAAUAAUAACAAUAUGGAUGAUUACAAUUUAUUAGACGAUCAUGAUCAAUAUAAUUUCAUUGAAGAUAUUUAUAAUGAUAAUAUUCCAAAUGAAGAAGAGGAGGAAAAAAAGAACCCUUACUUAUCACAUACAUUGAACAGGCAAAAAAAAAAAAAUCCAAGUAUUGAAAAGAAAAGAACUCAUUUUAGUGUAAUUGAUUUUCCUGGUAUUAUUAAAGAUUUAGAUAAAAAAAUUAAUAAUAUAUCUUAUAAAUAUCUAGAACAUUUAAAAUAUAGUAAAAUUUUAGUUUAUAUGUUUGAUAUAAAUAAUGACAAUAUUAUGGAAAUAUAUAAAAAUAUAAAAAACGUACUUGUUCAAUAUGAUAACAUAUUUUUAAAUAAAAAAGAAGUAGUUGUUCUAAAUAAAAUUGAUAUAUAUGAUAAUAAAGAAAACAUUCAAACCUUUAUAAAUAAUUUAAAAGAACAAUUAAAAAUUCAUAAUAUAUAUUAUUUAUCUGCAUUAACUGGCGAAAAUGUCGAAAAAACCAUUAAUGAUAUUAUUACACUACAUUUAAAUAAUAAUGAAGAUUUAGUAAACACCUUUUUAAAAACAUUACCAAAAGUAUUAGAUAUGGAACACUUAGAAAAUUCAGAUAAUUAUAAACCAUUUCAUUAUAAAAUUCAUAAAUAUAAUGAAAAAGUUUAUAUAAUAAAAGGAGAUUAUUUAGAAAACCAAGCUAACAUUUUUAAUUUUACAAAAACGGAUAGUGCCCAAGUUUUUAUGAAAUUAUUGAAUGAUUUAAAUGUAAAUAUAAAACUCAAACAUAUGGGCGCAAAGGAAGGAGACAAAAUUAUUAUUAGUAAUUAUUCUUACGAUUUUUAUGAAUAA